CAUUCGAAUCAAUCCGCCAUGCAACAUUCAAGAGCUUUUAUUCUCAUAGCACUGCUGGUUUGUCUAUGCCAACAAGUCGCCUCUCUUGCAAUCGACGUCCGUGCAAAUACCCAAGAAUGCUUCUUUGAAGAAUUAGAUGUUGGCGACAAGAUGACCGUUACAUUCCAGGUUGGCGAUGGUGGUAAUUUGGACAUUGAUUUCGGGAUAUAUGAUCCAGCAGAGCGCACCAUCAGAAGCGGUCUUCGCGAAUCAACUGGUACUCACGAAAUCACCGCCAGCUUGAAGGGAAGACACACCUACUGCUUUAGCAACCAGAUGUCUUCCGUCUCUGAUAAAUCUGUUAGUUUCAACGUCCACGAUCUUCAAAAGCAACUAGCUGAUUCAGCUGUCAUUGAUCCAUUGGAGAGAGAAAUUCGUGAAUUGGCAGAGUCCAUGUCGGCUGUCAAGGACGAGCAAGAGUACAUUGUCAUCCGCGAACGUCAGCACCGUGACACUGCGGAAAGCACUAACUCCCGUGUUAAGUGGUGGUCAUUGGGCCAGCUUGCUUUGCUUGUUGCUGUUUGCUUCUGGCAAAUUUUCUAUCUUAAGAGAUUCUUCGAAGUCAAGCGUGUAGUAUAGAUGGUGCUUGCCAAGCAAGAAAAAAAAAUGUAAUGUUCAUUUUAACCCUCCACCAAAAAACCAAAAU
Umbelopsis ramanniana AG is the source of this 685-nucleotide messenger RNA. RefSeq lists its product as uncharacterized. Bases 19 to 618 code for a protein of 199 amino acids. NCBI's taxonomy places the organism in Eukaryota, Fungi, Mucoromycota, Umbelopsidomycetes, Umbelopsidales, Umbelopsidaceae. The record is from RefSeq and is a predicted model, not a curated record. Gene Ontology annotation, biological process: Golgi organization; intracellular protein transport; endoplasmic reticulum to Golgi vesicle-mediated transport. The transcript is spliced from 5 exons. Gene Ontology annotation, cellular component: endoplasmic reticulum-Golgi intermediate compartment; endoplasmic reticulum; COPII-coated ER to Golgi transport vesicle.